AUGGCCGGGUCUCAGCUGAAGAACCUUAAAAAUGCUUUGAAAGAGCAGGGUUUCACGGGCCAAACUAAUGUGAAAGGCUCCAAAAAACUGAAGCGAAAGGCUAAGGAAUACGACCGUGAUGAAAGGACGAAGGCUAUUGCCAGAAUUCGGGAGCAGUUCAAUCCUUUCGAUGUGAAAAUGAACCGUGACAAAAGAGGUGCGGAAGCGAAAAGAGUCGCGCAGCCUGUUGGCAAACCCGGGAUUUCGAAACAGAUCGGCGAAGAGCAGAGAAAGCAGGUUUACGAAGCCAAGAAGAAGAGUAAAAACAGACUUGGUGGGCUGCUUGACAGAAGAUUUGGUGAGAACUUUAAGGGCUUGACCGAGGAGGAAAAAAUGCUCGAACGUUUUACCAGGGAAAAGCAGAGCCAAGCUUCGUCAAGAAGAUCGCUCUUUAACUUGGAUGACGAUGACGAUGCUGGCGACGAUGAUGUAUAUGGAGAAAAACUUACGCAUUAUGGAAAGUCACUUUCGUUUCAAGACGAUUUCCAAGAGGACGACCUUGGUUUAGAUGAGGACACCGGAAACAAAGGCUCCUCUAAAAGAAGCGAGCGCGAGUUUGGUGAUGAAAAUGCCGAACUACCUGCUAGGAAGAAGACAAAAGCUGAGGUCAUGAAAGAGGUUAUUGCCAAGUCAAAAUUUUACAAGCAAGAAAGACAAAAGGCGCAGGAGAAAUUGGAAGACGAUAUUCAGGAUGUCGACGACGAAUUUGAAGACGUCAUGGCAGAGCUUAACUCCCUGCCAAAAGCCAAAAAAACUGAUCAAAAUAACAGCAAGGAGUUUGAUAAGGAAUAUGAUACGAAGGUUAGGGAGCUCGGCCUCGAUAGAAGAGCCGCACCAGCUGAGCGAACGAAGACCGAAGAAGAACUCGAGAAAGAAAAUGAAGAAAAACGUCAAAAAUUGGAGCAAGCAAGGCUCGAUAGAAUGAGAGGCAUGUUUGGUGAGGAAGAAGAUCAAGGCGUCGAAGACCUGGGUGAAGAAUUCUGGGCAGGCGAAGAUUCUGAGAACGAAGAUUUGAAUGAAACUGAUGGUAGUGAACUCGAGGAUGUUGAGCUCCCUGGUGGUGACGAAACUAAAUCUUUCGGGGGAAAGAGUAAAGCCGUUUCUGUAAUCCCUUGUCCCCAAACUGAGGAAGAACUGAAGGAUUUUUUACAAAGUUAUGAGCUUAGAGAGCAUCCUAACAUGGUGAAAGAAAUAAUUAGAACGUACCAGCCAAGUCUAGCUAUGGGGAACAAAGGAAAACUGGGGGUGUUCACUGGCGUCCUUUUGAGACACAUACUUUCUCUCUCAGUGUCAUACGAUGAUUCCCACCUUGAGCUGUUUGGCAGUGUUCAAAACUCGUUGAUCGCUAUUCUCAGGUCAAUGGCUCAAAAGUACAACGAGCCAUUAUCAGAGACCUGUCGAGAAAUUACAAGCGAGAUCCAAGAAAGGUUUAAGAACGAAAGGUCACAUGGACUUUCAACCGCGGACCUUAUUUUCUUCACCCUCGUCGGCUAUAUUUUCUCCACUUCAGACCAUUACCAUCUGGUUGUAACACCCUGCAACGUUUUGAUAGGCGAACUCUUAGAGCAAACAAAGCUCAACAGCUUCCAGAAUGUUUUCUUUUGCGCUGUUCUAGCAAGAAUAUCUUUGAGCUACCAAAACAUGGGUAAGAGACUCGUACCAGAGCUCGUUUACUUUUUUGAGAAGUCUUUGGUAACAUUGCUGCCUCUAACCUCGAAAGAAAAAUCAUCUAGUGGCUUAGCGCAUAUCAUUCAAGAUUCAGAAGACCUGAACGCCCCUCAAAAGCUGGACUUAGCUGCUAUCGGUUCCCAUAAUUUAAAUCUCCGUCAGGCAAUGUCGCAGGACUAUGUUCCAAAUGACCAAGAAAAGUCUGCCCUUUUGUGCAACAUCCUAGCUUCACUCGAAGAGGCGAUUUCUUUGGUGUGGAAGGAACUUUCCUCUUUUCAAGAGCUCACCUUAUCUUUCAAAAGAAUACUUUCAGCAUUUUCGCAAAUCUACGAAGAUUUUGAGAAACCAAAAGUUAUUCUGGAGAAAAUUGAGAAAUUCGAAAAGUUUCAUGAACAUUUCCCUCUCUCGCUGCAGAAUCAUCGCCCCGUGAGUAUUCCUUCGCACGUUCCAAAGUAUGAAGAGAACUUCAAUCCAGACAAAAAGUCUUACGACCCAGAUAGAACUAGAAACGAAGUAAACAAGAUGAAGGCCCAAUUGAAGAAGGAGCGUAAGUUCACUAUGAAAGAGAUUCGUAAAGACACGAGGUUUGAGGCUAGACAGCAAAUUGAAACGAAGAAAAAGGACUAUGCUGAUUAUCACUCUAAAAUGGCGCGCAUCAUCAACCAAAUUAGCACAGAGGAGGGAAUGGAAAAAGGAAAGUACGAAAGAGAGAAGAAGCUACGUAAUAGCAAGAAGUAG
Messenger RNA from Lachancea thermotolerans CBS 6340, 2445 nucleotides. It is a transcript of the gene NOP14, whose product is annotated as snoRNA-binding rRNA-processing protein NOP14. Gene Ontology annotation, biological process: maturation of SSU-rRNA. The transcript has a single exon. Gene Ontology annotation, cellular component: small-subunit processome; Noc4p-Nop14p complex; nucleolus. The record is from RefSeq and is a predicted model, not a curated record. The coding region runs from base 1 to 2445 and encodes 814 amino acids. Lineage: Eukaryota; Fungi; Ascomycota; Saccharomycetes; Saccharomycetales; Saccharomycetaceae.